Exophiala xenobiotica is the source of this 1224-nucleotide messenger RNA. RefSeq lists its product as uncharacterized. Gene Ontology annotation, molecular function: 3-(3-hydroxyphenyl)propionate hydroxylase activity; FAD binding. Lineage: Eukaryota; Fungi; Ascomycota; Eurotiomycetes; Chaetothyriales; Herpotrichiellaceae. Gene Ontology annotation, biological process: 3-(3-hydroxy)phenylpropionate catabolic process. Bases 1 to 1224 code for a protein of 407 amino acids. The record is from RefSeq and is a predicted model, not a curated record. The transcript is spliced from 4 exons.
AUGACACAACCCAAUAUUAGAAAAGUGAUUGUCGUGGGUGCCGGGCCUGUCGGGCUUCUCACAGCUCUGAUGCUGGGUCAGAAAGGAAUUCCUGUCGAUGUGUUAGAAGCCAAUGACCAGGUCAACAGCUCUCCUCGCGGACUCGCUUACGGUCCUGCUGCGGUGAGGUAUAGAAGAGUCCUGCACCGAGCCGGCAUACUGGAGAAGACCAUUGAAAAAGGAUUUAGUGCAGGUAGUGUGGCAUGGAGAAAGCCUGACGGAGCAUUGAUCAUUGACCUUGACCGUCUGGACAUACCUGUAGAGGGUCUGCCACAUAGCGUCAUCUUACCUGUCGGCUCGUUAUCUGGAUUGCUCGUGCAAGAGACCCAAAACUACCCGAGCAUCACUGUCCAUUGGAAUCAUCGAGUUACUGGAGUUGGCCAAGACAGUGUCAAGUCCUGGGUCCAAGUCCAGGACACAUCAUCAGGAACUUCAACUACGAUGGAGGCCGACUUUGUCGUCGGCUGCGACGGAGGCACCAGUGCCGUGAGAAAGUCGCUGUCUGGAGGUAGCUUCCCUGGAUAUACCUGGCCCAUGCAGUUGAUUGCCGUAAAUGCAUCCAUCGACUUUGACAGAUUGGGAUUUAGUGACGCCCAAUGGGUCAUUCAUCCCGAACACUGGUUUGUCAUUGCCAGGAUCAACAAGCAAGGAAUGUGGCGUAUUGUUUAUGGCGAGACUCCUGGUCUGUCGAUCGACGAGGUCCGGACUCGUCUGACUGACAAGUUUCGCAAACACCUCCCAGGCAUGCCAGAGCCCGACCAGUAUACGUUGCAUAAUGUCACGCCCUAUUCGAUUCAUCAGAGAUGUGCUGAGAAGAUGCGAGUGGGAAGGGUAAUGUUGGCAGGAGAUGCUGCACACCUUAACAAUCCCAUGGGUGGACUGGGCCUCACAACAGGCGUUGCGGACGUAGGUAGUCUGAUCGACUGCCUUUACGGCAUCCACGACGGACUAGCAUCCUACCGUAUCCUUGACAAGUACGAUGAGAUGCGUCGGCAGAUCUUCCUGAACGGAACGGAUGUUAUUUCCACCGAAAACUUCAAACGCAUCAUGCAAGAUGCUGAAGGAGUCGCGCAAAGAGAUCCAGUUCUGCAGCUUCUGGCCCAAGCGAAAACAGACUCCAAUAUUGCUGCGUCUUUGGCAAAGGCACGUAAACCCCUUUCCCCUUUACAGCAUUUCCUGCAAUAA